Molecule: messenger RNA, 458 nt
Organism: Trichomonas vaginalis G3
Lineage: Eukaryota; Parabasalia; Trichomonadida; Trichomonadidae
Exons: 1
Source: RefSeq, a predicted model, not a curated record
AUGUACGCCGCUCAGAAUAUAACGCCAACAGUUUUGGAUGCCAUGAAUGGAAAUGUUUCCGAAUGGUAUAACGAAUGCGACAAUGCCAUUAGAAGGUCAGAAAUAGUUCCUGGAACUUACGAAUAUACAACUGCUGUUUCUUAUGGAAACGUAGGUGAGUUUGGAGAAGGUUCUUCAACAACAGUAGAUAUUGCUUGCGACAGGUUUCAUAUUAUUUCUAUUGACAACUCUUUCUUAUACGUGGAACAAGACAUUGAAAUAAAACCUUCUGCCAAGUUGUCUGACAAGAAAGGUUGCAAUGGAAUUUUCUAUGUCGGAUACCAAUAUGCUCCAGAAGUUUUUAUGGGAUAUAAGAUAUAUUCUAACUCUGACUUAGUUCAAACAGUAACAUGGGCAAACUAUGAAUGGUUCGCUUUGAGAAACUCAGUACAACCACAAGCUAGAGAACAAACAGACCA